AGGCGGGGGAACGUAGGAAUAUAAGGUUUGGAGGCCGGCUCAGUGUUCCUGCCAGUUAGAAAGGUUCUUGAGGGGGCCUUGAUUGGUCGCCGUGACGCCACCGGCGGCGCCGGCGCUCCACCCGCGAGAGCUUUCGGUGUCUGUCCAGGUGCCAUCUGCUGUUUAGCACCCGCAGACUGGUCGUCUUCCUCUGCGCUGUGGAAUCUGCGCCCCGGCACGGACUAUAGUGAGGGCCUCCGCGGCUCCACAAGUUACUAGGAGUCCUGUUGGCGUUUUUUCUCAGGCUCCGCCAUGCCGACGGUGCUGGGUUUUGAAGGCAGCGCCAACAAGAUUGGUGUGGGAGUGGUGCGGGAUGGCAGGGUGCUGGCGAAUCCGAGGCGGACUUAUGUCACUCCUCCUGGCACAGGAUUCCUUCCAGGUGAUACUGCCAGGCACCACCGAGCUGUUAUCCUAGACCUGCUGCAGGAGGCACUAACAGAGGCUGGAUUAACCUCCCAGGAUAUUGAUUGCAUUGCCUACACCAAAGGCCCAGGUAUGGGUGCCCCACUGGUUUCUGUGGCUGUUGUGGCCCGUACUGUGGCUCAGCUGUGGAAUAAGCCAUUGCUAGGUGUGAACCACUGUGUAGGCCACAUUGAGAUGGGCCGUCUCAUCACUGGAGCCACCAGCCCAACUGUGUUGUAUGUCAGCGGAGGAAAUACACAGGUGAUUGCAUACUCAGAACAUCGUUACCGCAUCUUUGGGGAAACCAUUGAUAUUGCUGUGGGUAAUUGUCUGGAUCGUUUUGCCCGAGUGCUGAAGAUUUCCAAUGACCCAAGCCCAGGCUACAACAUUGAACAGAUGGCAAAGCGAGGCAAGAAGCUAGUUGAGCUGCCAUACACUGUAAAGGGGAUGGAUGUCUCAUUCUCAGGGAUCCUGUCUUUUAUUGAGGAUGUAGCCCAGCGGAUGCUGGCCACAGGGGAGUGUACUCCUGAGGAUCUGUGUUUCUCCCUGCAGGAAACUGUGUUUGCAAUGCUGGUAGAGAUCACAGAGCGAGCCAUGGCACAUUGUGGCUCCCAGGAGGCCCUCAUUGUGGGGGGUGUGGGGUGUAACAUGAGGCUCCAGGAGAUGAUGGAGACAAUGUGCCAGGAACGCGGAGCCCAGCUUUUUGCCACAGAUGAGAGAUUCUGUAUUGACAAUGGAGCCAUGAUAGCACAGGCUGGCUGGGAGAUGUUUCAGGCUGGGCACAGGACCCCCCUCAGUGAUUCUGGGGUGACACAGAGAUAUCGGACAGAUGAAGUAGAAGUGACCUGGAGGGACUAACAAGGUUAACAGCACCAAAGUAGAUAGUUCCCUAAGUGGAGCCCAAAGGACUGUGGGCCUUAAUCUCUUUCCUGAUUGUGGGAGUGCUAGAAAGGCUAUGGACUUCAAGCAAGGCUUAGGGUUCCCUGUGGGACUCCAAGAUGACUCAGUAAUAAAAUAUUUUUGGUUUUGUUUGUUGGUA
Messenger RNA from Galeopterus variegatus (Sunda flying lemur), 1480 nucleotides. It is a transcript of the gene OSGEP, whose product is annotated as O-sialoglycoprotein endopeptidase. Bases 292 to 1299 code for a protein of 335 amino acids. The transcript has 11 exons. Lineage: Eukaryota; Metazoa; Chordata; Mammalia; Dermoptera; Cynocephalidae. The record is from RefSeq and is a predicted model, not a curated record. Gene Ontology annotation, biological process: tRNA threonylcarbamoyladenosine modification. Gene Ontology annotation, cellular component: cytoplasm; EKC/KEOPS complex.